Molecule: messenger RNA, 1903 nt
Organism: Brassica rapa (field mustard)
Lineage: Eukaryota; Viridiplantae; Streptophyta; Magnoliopsida; Brassicales; Brassicaceae
Product: 4-coumarate--CoA ligase-like 4
Cellular component (GO): peroxisome
Molecular function (GO): CoA-ligase activity
Source: RefSeq, a predicted model, not a curated record
GUGUUAUUAUCAAACAAAACAAAAAAAGCAAAGUUCACUCAGUUAUAGUUCUUUACAUCCUAAUUAUAAUCAGUAGCCAAACUAACAUCUAUCCUCGAAUUGUGUUGGGAGAGAAAAAAAAAUGGCAUCUCUCAUUGAUUCCAGAAGCGGUUUCUGCAAAUCAAACUCCACAUUCUACAGCAAACGCAACCCAUUGCCACUCCCGGCGAACCCUUCCCUUGACGUCACCACUUUCAUCUCCUCUCAGCCUCACCGCGGCACCACCGCCUUCAUCGACGCAGCCACUGGCCACCGGUUAAGCUUCUCCGAACUCUGGACAGCCGUCGAACGCGUCGCUGACUGUCUCCACCAUGACAUCGGAUUAAAGAGAGGCCACGUCGUCCUCAUCCUCUCUCCCAACUCUAUCUACAUUCCCGUCGUCUCCCUCGCCGUCAUGUCUCUCGGCGCCGUCGUCACCACCGCGAACACUCUCAACACCGCCGCCGAGAUAUCCAGACAGCUCGCCGACAGCAACCCAACUCUCGCCUUCACAACCGCCGACCUGGCUCCCAAACUCGCCGGUUCCGGUAUCUCCGUCGUUCUCGAGCGCGUGGGGUCCACUCGCGGAGUCGACGUCGUCGGGGCUGUGAGCGAGAUGAUGAAGAAGGAACGGAGGGGGCAAAGAGUCAGAGACCGAGUCAACGAGGAGGACACGGCGAUGAUGCUUUACUCGUCGGGCACAACGGGGCCGAGCAAAGGAGUGAUCACGUCUCACCGGAACUUAACAGCCUCCGUGGCGAGGUUUGUCUCGGAGAAACGGAUAGGAGGCGAGGUGUUCCUCUGCACCGUUCCCAUGUUCCACACCUAUGGGCUACUCUGCUUCACUAUGUUCACCGUAGCAGUGGGUUCCACGGUGGUGAUUCUCCGGAGAUUCGACCUCCACGGUAUGAUGGCCGCCGUUGAGAAGUACAGUGCCACCAUUCUUGCUUUGACGCCGCCGGUUGUGGUAGCUAUGACUAACGAGGCGGAUGUGAUCAGGGCCAAGUAUGAUCUGAGCUCGCUGAGGACGGUGAGAUGCGGUGGGGCGCCGUUGAGUAAGGAGGUGACGGAGGGGUUCAUGGAGAAAUAUCCGACGGUUGAUAUUUUAGCUGGAUACGCUUUGACGGAAUCCAACGGUGCAGGAGCUUCGAUUGAUACGGUGGAGGAGAGCCGGAGAUACGGCUCGGUGGGGUUGUUGGCGCCCGGUGUGGAAGCGAGGAUCGUGGAUCCGGAUACGGGUCGGGUCAUGGGUGUGAACCAAACGGGCGAGCUCUGGCUCAGAGGGCCUUCUAUUUCCAAAGGUUAUUUUAAAAACGAGGAAGCUACAAAUGAAACCAUUAAUUUGGAAGGAUGGCUAAAAACUGGAGAUAUCUGUUAUAUCGAUGAAGAUGGGUUUCUUUUUGUCGUGGAUCGGUUGAAAGAACUAAUCAAAUACAAAGGCUAUCAGGUACCUCCAGCCGAACUAGAGGCUCUCUUGGUUACUCAUCCAGACAUUCUAGAUGCCGCUGUUAUUCCGUUUCCUGAUAAAGAAGCGGGACAAUACCCGAUGGCCUACGUGACACGAAAGAUUGAGAGCAACCUAUCAGAGAAGCAAAUUAUUGACUUCGUGUCUAAACAGGUGGCACCGUAUAAGAAGAUAAGAAAAGUCGCAUUUAUAAACUCCAUACCAAAGAAUCCAUCCGGCAAGACACUUCGUAAAGAUCUAAUCAAACUCGCCACUUCUAAAAUUUGAAAUGAUCUAUAUUUGCUGGAUUCUCACUUCUUAACGGUGAUGGUAUUAUAUUUUUCAAUAAGAGAGAAAUGUAAGAACAUAUAUAUAUUGAACAGUUUAGAAGAAGACUAGGAUAAGACACGCGUAAAGUAAAUUUAUAUGAAAAUUAUUUAA